AUGCUCUUUACGGUAUCCGAUCUGAAGACCAUUCUACUCCCCGUAUCAGCCUUCGCAUGCGCGACAGCCCCUAUCCACUCCUUCGACCGGCUCCUCCACGCCCUCAUUUGGAUUUGGAUCCACCAAUUAAUGUGCAACGUCUCCAACCAGGCCCGGACGCGCCUGGAGGAUGCCAUCAACAAACCAUGGCGUCCGCUCCCUUCGGGACGCAUUAGCGAACCUCAAGCCCUUGUGCUUCGCUGGGUGACAGUCGGCGCCGCAUUCAGCUGCUCUGCCAUACAUGGCGGCGAUCUCAUGCUCACCACUUUCUGUCUCUUUCUCACCACAUUCGCAUACGACGAGCUCGGUCUUGCCGGGCAUCAUAUCGCCAAAAGUGUUUGCAACAUUGGCGGCUACACCACGUUUGAAAUUGGGGCGACGAAGCUAAUGGGAGCAACGCACGAUCUAGACAACGUAUCAGUCACCGCAGUGUGCAUCAGCGGCGCUCUGAUCUUCACCACUAUCCAGGCUCAGGAUUUUGCUGACGUUGAAGGCGAUGCUAUUUUGGGACGCAAGACGUUCCCUAUCUACGCCCCAGAGCUAUGCCGUAUUGCGACAGUCAUCGCAAUGAGCGUAUGGUCUCUGUUCCUAGUCUCGUUCUGGGGCAUUGGAACUGUGUCAGGGGCCACAUUUGUCGUCUUCGGGAGCUUCGUCGGAAGCCGGUAUUACUUCCUCCGGAGACCCGACGACGACAAAUUGUCCUACCUCCUAUACAACAUUUGGUUAACCAUGGUGCAUAUCAUGCCGAACCAUGCGCGCACGCAGUUGUUCGCAUACUAG
This is a messenger RNA of Dichomitus squalens LYAD-421 SS1, 819 nucleotides long. RefSeq lists its product as uncharacterized. NCBI's taxonomy places the organism in Eukaryota, Fungi, Basidiomycota, Agaricomycetes, Polyporales, Polyporaceae. The transcript is spliced from 4 exons. The record is from RefSeq and is a predicted model, not a curated record. Gene Ontology annotation, molecular function: transferase activity, transferring alkyl or aryl (other than methyl) groups. Gene Ontology annotation, cellular component: membrane. Bases 1 to 819 code for a protein of 272 amino acids.